Molecule: messenger RNA, 2182 nt
Organism: Haliotis rubra (blacklip abalone)
Lineage: Eukaryota; Metazoa; Mollusca; Gastropoda; Lepetellida; Haliotidae
Exons: 4
Coding region: 1-678 (225 amino acids)
Source: RefSeq, a predicted model, not a curated record
AUGUCGUAUCUCCUGAACAUCUAUGACGAGGAAGGACGUACUGUUGCACACACCUUCGCCGCCGACGAUGUCAACGUCAUGCAGGUGGAUACAUCCUCGACAACAGCGACCAUAGUACUGAGAGUUGUGUACGGUGAAUCAGCGGGAAGAGUUGUAAUGGACGCUGGACACCUGAUCCACAUGCUGAAAUAUCUCCAGGAAACGAACAAACUAGAACAGUGCAGACGUAAUUUGGGGACGAUGCAGGACUUCUACAGAUACGGAGAACAGCCCACAACGCCAGCUCCGAGGUCUAGUAGCGGCUACUCGCUGUUCUAUGACAAGCUACCCCUAUUCAUCGCCAUUAUUGUCAUGGUAACGCUGUGCUUCCUCAUCCUGGUCUUCGGCAUCGUUUACCUCCGCUGCUUCCACCACCAGAGGACAUGGGACAGGACUAAGGACGUGGAGCGGGCGAAGUUGAAGGAGACGAAGGAACACAAGGGCUUAGAGAAUCCGGUACCUGACUCUGAGAUGAUGAAAGACGAGGCAGUCGUCACAGAGACGUCACUCACCGUCAACGGCUCCCACCCCCAGCAUCCCGCCCCCCUCGAUGAUGACAAGGGUUGGGUGAUACCCAUAGAUCAAGCUCCGGAGUCGCAGGGCCAGGUGGCGUUGAAGUCAGAAGAUACGCAAUUAUAGGAAUUCGUUCACCGAGGAUAUUGCCAGCUUUUAGGACGAUAAGAAAGUUCAUUUUCAAUAAUCUUAUCAAAAUAACAUGUUCUACUCAAAUAAGAUACCUUUGGGGAGAUCUUCGGGCACAUCUAGUCAGCCAGUCAGUGUCGACAUUUCUAAAAUACUUCGUAGGAAUGAGAAAAACAUUCGGCCAGGCAUGUCUUAUUUCUGUAUCUCGUGAACAAAUAUAAUCGGGGGGUUCCGAAAGCAAAAAUAUCAAACUGCAUCAUUAAAUUAUUGUGUUGUUUACAAUUGCUGAUGCAUCUAUACCCAAAAAAGUAAUCUGUGAACAGCGGCCGUUUUCUCCGCUAAGAUAAUAUUGUCCAAAUCGAGGUGGAAACGAAACGAAACUGGGUCGUUUUUAGAAAACUGACAUCUGAUUGGCUAAAGAACCCAUACAUCCUUAAUUUAGAUUGGACGUCAAAGGUCGAUUGGACGUCAAAGGUCGUGUAGGGUUCAUCUGAGGCAACGUUCUUUAGAGAUGCCAGCUCUUGAUACAGAGGGAUCAGAGUAAGCGAUAACAUUUUCAUGAGAUUAUUGUCAGCACUUCCACACAUCCAUUUCAACACAUUCCUCACAGGGUCAGUGAAGAGGAAUAUGUGCGUGUAUGUCAUGGAAGAUGAACCCCUUCAGAUUCAAACAUACUUUUUAGGAGCUAUUAGUUACCACAUUUAUUCUACCUUCGCCAAAUAGACUGAAAUGUGUCAUUUUCAGAAGUUUCUAAUUUGUUUGGGACAAUUCGAAAUGAAGUCAUCAGUCGAUGCUUUGCAUAAACUGGCUUGUGAGACGAAGUUCUUUGAAAAGUACGUUGUAAAAUCAAGCAUGUGUGAAUGUGAAUUUUAUUAGCUAAUUUUUUCAGGUUAUAGUCACUACAAAUAAUAUUUACUUGUUACAUACGGGAUAGCGUUAUCGAUUGUGUAUGCUACUUUGAUAAUGAACUGAAAUUUGUCAAUUUAAGAAGUUCUUUUCUUUGGUUUCAACAAUUCGAAAUAUUAUUUAUGAAAUUAUCAGCGGGCAUCAUGAAUAUCUUACCCAGAUGAAUAUGUAUUAAUAAUGUAUCGCUUUGUAUGAAUUGGCUUGUCAGUCGUUGUAGAUGUACAUUUUAUAAAUCUUACAUAACAGUGUGAAUUUUAAUGUGCCAAUUGUCCCGGGUAGGUCAAUAUAAAUAAAAAUUGAACUUAUUACAUUAUACGGGAUAGAUACAUCGAUAUGAUAACUUGAUACAGCGUUGCAAUAAAUAUGCAAAUGAGAUCACAUUGCAGGAACUACUUCUAAACUCCAUACAUCGAUGCAGUGCCUUCUUGCUUAACAACUAUUCACUGGUGUUGAGAAAGCGUUGAUAGGAGUUCCCGAUGUCUAGGUGUUUCUGAAGAGAACAAUGAUUGAAAUCAGUUGGCACUAAUAUAAUCGGAGCGGCUCAGAAAAAUAUUGUAUUCAUACUCGGUUUCAAAAGCUACUUGUUUGGGCAAAA